This is a messenger RNA of Stegodyphus dumicola, 1857 nucleotides long. Its product is annotated as UNC93-like protein MFSD11. The record is from RefSeq and is a predicted model, not a curated record. NCBI's taxonomy places the organism in Eukaryota, Metazoa, Arthropoda, Arachnida, Araneae, Eresidae.
GCAGUUUGUUUAUUGCAAGUUUUUUCUUCCACAUGGCUUGGUGUUUGUAUCUUGCCUCAGCCUUAGUUGGAUUUGGAGCCUCUUUGUUUUGGACCGGUCAGGGUAAUUUUCUGACCAUCAAUUCAGACUCUGAAACAAUGUCAAGAAAUAGUGGUGUUUUCUGGGCUUUACUGCAGUGCAGCUUGUUAUUUGGAAACAUCUUUGUGUAUUUUCAGUUCCAAGGUCUGUCUGAAAUCGAUGAACGUUCUAGAUUUGUUGUAUAUGGGGUACUUCUUGGUAUUUCAUUGGCAGGUGUUUCACUUUUACUGUGCCUAAGAAGUAGCACAAGUGAUUCGGCUACACUCACAGACCUUACCAGUACUGGGUCAGAAAAUGUUGGAGCAUUGGUGGAACUUAAAAAGGCCUUUACUUUGUUUAAAUCCAAAGAAAUGAUACUUCUUGCUAUUACAUUCAUAUACACUGGUAUCGAAUUAUCAUUUUUCAGUGGUGUGUAUGGAACAGGUAUUGGUUUCACAAGACAGUUUGGAAGAGAUGCUGUAAAAUUUGUUGGAAUCUCUGGAAUUUGUAUAGGUGCUGGAGAAAUUACAGGUGGUGCUAUUUUUGGAAUAUUGGGUAAGAAAACAAACAAGUAUGGAAGAGAUCCAGUUGUUCUGCUAGGCUUCUUGUGCCACAUUGUUACUUUCUAUCUGAUUUAUAUAAACCUCCCUUCAGAUUCAACUCUUUAUCUAGCAAAGAAACCACCAGUAAUACAAAGCAGUGUCUUCCUUGCAAUGGUUUGUGCAUUUGGGUUGGGAUUUGGUGAUGCUUGUUAUAAUACUCAGGUGUAUUCAAUAUUGGGUUCGAUGUAUGCAGAUGACAGUGCACCAGCUUUUGCCCUUUUCAAAUUCUUUCAGUCUAUUGGAGCUGCCGUUGCCUUUUCCUACUCCACUGCUCUAGAAUUGCCUUCUCAACUUCUAAUUUUGGUCGUAUUUGCUACGAUUGGCACUGCUGCAUUUUGGCCUGUGGAAUGGAAUGAAUACGAGAAACUUGCAAAAGAAAAAGCGAAAAUAAAUCUAAAGGAAAAAUUGUGAUUGAUUUUUAUACAUAAGUUGAAUCUUCUUCCAUUUAUCUGUAACAACUUCCUUUUUUAUUUUAGUUUAAAUGCGCAAUGAACAUUUUUAUAAGCGUACGGAAAUUUUUCCAAAAUUUGCCAAGUAUUUCACGUAAAGUGUUGUUCUUUUAAACUGAGUACUAUAUUUUUAAGCUAUUAAGAGUUUCUAUAAUGUUUCUUAGACAUGUGGUGUAUGUAUUUAUCACUAUUUUUAUUUAUUUAGCUUAGCUUUGUUGUAGGAUAGUUGUGCUAUGCAACUGAGUUUAUUCUUGCCAUAAAAUUUAGAGUUUCUUCAAAAUUUAAAAUGCAUUUUGUUUUCUUUUUUUAGUGACAUUAACAUCAAUUUUGAUUAUUGACUUGACUGUUUCUGGUCGGAAAAGUGUAUUUCAAUUUAAAUCAGCUACACAAAUUCUUCUGAAGAAACCAUUUGCUAAACAAAUUAUUCAUGGUCCCUUGGAAAAACAAAAACAAAAAAUAGUUUGGGUUUUGAAAUAAGAUAUAUACUUCUUGAUAGUAGUAGUGAUCUAAAUUGUGUAACUUUCUUUUUUAUUUUAUUUUAAACUGUUUUUAUGCAUUUGAAUGUCUUUUAACUUGUGUGCAUCUGUAUUCGUCUUUACAAAUACAUUCCAUAGUUUUAACAUCUUGAAUGAAUAAUUCUUAAUGCAUAGGAAACUUGCAAAAAAUUAUCUGUUGUUACUCUUGUUUCUCAAGUCUUGAUUUCAAUUUCUAUGCAUUUAGUUAAAAAAAAAAAAAAAAAAAAAAAAAAA